This is a messenger RNA of Phycodurus eques (leafy seadragon), 6283 nucleotides long. It is a transcript of the gene auts2a, whose product is annotated as activator of transcription and developmental regulator AUTS2 a. The coding region runs from base 1149 to 5015 and encodes 1288 amino acids. The record is from RefSeq and is a predicted model, not a curated record. NCBI's taxonomy places the organism in Eukaryota, Metazoa, Chordata, Actinopteri, Syngnathiformes, Syngnathidae. The transcript has 19 exons.
GGAAAUGCCGCUCGGGAGGCUGCCGUGGGCUGCGCUGGAUUACAGAACCGGAUCUGAUCUCGAUCUCGAUUGGCAGCACCAGCCUGGCAGACAAAAAGAGUCUGCGAGCGAACACAAGGGGAACAAGUCUUUUAUUAGACCAGGCGGGGGGAAAGCUAGACCAGGUUUCUACUACAGAGCGUUUUAUUCCUAUUUUUUUGUUCUCAUUUUUUGUGUGGAGCUAUUUGUGCAGUAAUGCGUGUCAUCAGAUGGGGCAUCCGGUUCAAUUCACUGAUGCUGGAUUUGCUGUGGGAAAGAUGCAUUUGCUUUUUGGAUCACGAGAGCGCAUGUUUGGAAUAUUUGGAUAGAUUUUUAUUUUUUUGUUUUAAUGUGGCUUGCUGCAUUCCUAAAUGCGUGCAUGCAGGAGUGGACCUCAAUCCCAAAUCAUACAUUUGACUUGGUAUUUGUGUUCAAAGUAAUAAUAAUAAAUAAUAAUAGUGAUAAUAAUAAUUUAAAAAAACAAACAUGUUUGACUAACUUUGCAGGAUUGCUACGCUCCACUACCUGCGCAAAGCAGUAAUGAGCCACGUGACAUGACAACCUGUGUCCAAGGAGACCAUGUGAAGUUAGACUGUCACCCAUUGGUUGCGGUGUGUGUGGUGAGGCAUUCGAGGUACAAUCCCUCUGCGUGUUACAACCACCACCGGCAGCAUAUGAAGGAGGGCCAGUUUGCUGUGUUUGCGCAAGAAGAACAGGAGAGGAGGGAAGAUGCGACGUCACAUGUUGAACUCGCCCAUGGCGGAUCGUGAUCCCUCAACAGACUUUUGCUUUAACUUGAAAAACUCCUCCAGUAGCGGAAAGUACAUCUUCUCCGUGAUUACGCUGUCUAAUCGAUGAUUUUAUGGCAGUGUUGUAGGAUUUGAUGGAUUGCCGCUGGGGACCGUUACCGGACUUGGAAUCUAGCUUGCUUUAGUGACUCAAUGCAGGUUUACCUUCCCUGUAAAAGACUUCUUCGGCUGGAUAUUACAUGAUUACCUCGGAUCCAAUAUAUUGGUAAUAGUCACUGGGAUAUCCUCCUCUGGGAUUCAAGUGGAUUUGGAGCAUUUGCAGUAAUUGACCCUUGAAGACUUUGCUUUUCAUUAAGAGGGGGGUUUAUCAGGAUCUUUCCUAUGAAGGACAUGGAUGGCCCUCAAUCUCGUGGCGUGCGCAAGAAGAAGAAGUCGAGGUCAGAGAGGAAUCGGGAAAGGAGAUCAAAUGGGAUAAGCAACACUUAUGUUAAGAGCUCUGUCUUUCAUUUGUCAUCUGACUCGGAGCGAGAAGGAAAGAGGGAGCCCUCCUCAUCCCGCCCGAGACCACCACGGAGAAAACGAAAGGAGUCUACUUCUGCUGAGGAGGACAUCAUUGAUGGCUUCUCUAUCACGGGGUUUGUGACCUUGGAGGCGCUGGAGAAAAACCUGACUCUGAGGCCCCAGGAGCGCAGAGUGAACCAGGUUGUGCCCUUAUGCAAGAAAAAGUCAGCCAGGGUCCCCAAUGGCCUGAGCCUGGAGCCCUUUAAGAACAACUAUCGCCAUCAUCAGCCAUCGGACCAGGAGAACAAUCCUCGUCUGGCACACCCACGAAGCCAGAAGAAGAAACACCUGAGCAAGAAACGCACAAUGCAGUUGAAGCCAGGACAGAACAAGCGCAAAGACAGCGACAGUGAGAGCGUGAGUGGAGAGUCCAAGCCUUGCAUGAGGAGCAGCUCCAGAGACCGACUGGCAGAUUGUGACACAGAGACGGACCAGGACGACAAGGUUUCUGAUGCCAGCUCAGAGACAUUUUUCAGCACAGCUGCACUUAAAGUUCCAGAUUUUGGCAUCAAUGCGCUCUCCACCAAUGGCAGCCAGGUGCCUCACGGCCCAGGCCUCCUCAAGGUGUCAGGCCUAGAGCGCAGUCAAGAGAGAAGCCAGGAGAGCUGCAGGGACCCCCAACCUCCUUCAGCAAGCACCCCUAGUCGUCCUCUGCCCCCCCAGUCCCCGCCCCUGUCCCCGCCUCAGCCACAGCCCCGACCUUUCCUCCCGAAGUCCCCAUCCUCACGGAAGUCCCAGGCGGUCGGCUCUGCUCAGGCUCCGGCCUCCGAUCGUCCACUCCCACUUUCAGAGGCUCCGCCCAGGCCUCAGACUCCCGCAGCCGUGCCUCUCGCCCAGGGCCGAAAGCACCCGCCGACCCCCCCUCCCCGGCCCCAGCCCCGCCCAGAACUGCUGUGCCAACCCCGGUCUCUAAAUCCACCCGGGAUUCAUCCGCACCCACCGUCGCCCGCACCUCUGACCACCCACGCUCAACAGCAGCACCCCAGCCAGGCAGGCCCUCACCGCCCCCCCUCACGCUGCCACCCCCGGACCCUUUCCGCCUACAACGUCCUCAACGUCAACGGCCACAGCAGCAGCAGCAGGAGUAGCACCCCUGGGAGCAAGCCCCAAGGGCCUCCUGCUCCUUCCCCGCACCUCCCCCACCACCCACCUCCUCCCGUGCCAGGCGCCACCGCAUCAACGUUCCCCUUGCCUCUGGCGGCUACCCACAGCACCCCCCACAGCUUCCCCCCUGCAUUGCAGUCCUCACCGCACCCUCAUCACCCCAAUAUGUUCGCUCCUCCAGCGGCUUUGCCUCCACCGCCACCGCUGACGUCUAGCGCCCUGCCCGUACCGGGACAUCCUGCUGCUGGGAGUGCCUACUCGGAGCAAGACCUUCUGCGUCAGGAGCUCAACACCCGUUUCUUGGCCUCCCAGAGCGCCGACCGCGGCGCCUCGCUGGGCCCCCCGCCCUACCUGCGCACCGAGUUCCACCAGCACCAGCAUCAGCACCAGCACCAGCACCAACACACCCACCAGCACACGCACCAGCACACCUUCACGCCAUUCCCCCACGCCAUUAUGCCCACCCCAGCACCGUCCAUGGUGCGUACCCCUGCCAGAAAUUUUGACAAAUACCCAACUAAAGUUGACCCCUUCUACAGACACAGUCUCUUUCACUCGUACCCACCGGCGAUGUCGGGCCUCCCCCCUGUCAUCCCCCCAACUGGGCCCUUCAGCUCGCUCCAGGGUGCAUUUCAGCCCAAGACCUCUAAUCCUCUCGAUGUGUCCACAAGACCUGGCGCUGUCCCUCAUACAUUCUUACAGAAGGAUCCAAGGCUAGCGGAUCCGUUUCGGCCCAUUCUCAGGAAGCCGGGAAAGUGGUGUGCCAUGCACGUCCAUACUGCCUGGCAGAUAUACCACCAUCAACAAAAAGUCAAGCAGCAGAUGCAGGUCGACCCUCACAAGUUAGAUUUUGGCCUUAAGCCCGAGUUCCUGAGUCGACCUCCGGGCCCGAGCCUCUUCGGUGCCAUCCACCACCCCGGGGACCUGGCGCGGCCUGCCACACUCUUCUCUGCUGCAGGUCCAACACACCCAUCAGCAAGUCCCUUCGGCCAUCCAGCCCACCACCCCGGAAAUUUCCUCACCCCAGCACCUCACUUAGAACCUUUCAGUAGACCGCCCUCCUUCGGCGGCCUGGGAGCGCUCAGUUCGUCAGCGUUCGGUGGACUGGGAAAUCCAGCACUAAAAUCCCUGGCAGCGGCCAACUCGAUGUUCGGCCACAAAGAUGGCCCCAACUCGCAGCAGCACUUCGGCGGCAGUGCCAACAGCAACCACCAAGAGCCCUGGAACCGCCUGCACCGCACCCCGCCCUCCUUCCCCACACCCCCGCCUUGGCUGAAACCUGGAGACUCCGAGAGGAGCGCCUCGGUCAGCUCACACGAGAGAGACAGGGAUUCCGACAAACGGGACUCGAUUAGCAGUAAAGAUGACAAAGACAGGGACUCUGUGGAGAAACGUCACCCGAGCCACGCCUCCCCGGUCCCAGUGAACCCCGUUGGUCUUCUUGGUCACAGUCGUCCUCCAGAGCACCACAGGAACCACCUGCCUCCUUCCUCUGGAGACCCUCAGAGAGACAAGGAGAACAAGGCCAAAGACAGAGAAAGGGAACACCAAGAAUCUUGGAAAGAUAGCAGCACAGACGACCACAAGCUCAAAGACAACCAGCACAACGAUAAGGACACGCCCGCUAUCCAUGAGGGGAGAGCAUCAGAGGACAAAGCGUCCAACAGGGGCGCAGCCUCGCCCUACAUCAGACAGACCAGCCUCGAACGUCCCAAUGGUGGCCUGAGCAGGGAGCUUGUGGAGAAGAAGGGAGAGCUGCCAUUUGAGCACAAGAAGAACAGUGAGGUGAAAGUGAAAGAAGAACGAAAGGAAGACCCAGAUGGAGUGGCCGAGAAAACGAGCGAGCACCCGUUGGCGUCCUCCACGCCAAACCUCCACCCUCCCUCCUCAAUGCCUAUGCCCAUGGGCAUGACAGGAGUUCAUCCAAUCAACAACAUCGGCGGUCUUGAGAGAACUCGAGUGGUGGCACCCUUCAUGGGUAUCAGCCCAAUCCCUGGCGCUGAACGCUUCCCCUACCCUGCCUUCCAUUGGGACCCUAUGAGGGACCCUUACAGGGGAUUGGACAUUCACAGACGGGACCCUCUGGCUCGGGAGCUGUUGCUCAGGAACGAUCCUCUUCACCGGCUGGCGGCACCGCGCCUUUACGAGACUGAGCGUUCGUACAGGGAGCGUGAGCCUCACGACUUCCAUCGUGACCACGUGCAUCCUCUCGUCUUGGAGCAGAGGAGGGAGCACGAGCGCGCUCACUUGGAGGAACGCGAGCGCCUCCUCAGAGAGGACUAUGAGCACGGGCGCAUUCACCCCGCCAUGCACCACCCGGCCCUCGACGGACAUCUACCCCACCACGCCCAGGGCCUCAUGGCCCCGGGACUGCCGGGCAUGCACUACUCCAGGGUCAGCCCCUCGGCAGCCGCCGCCCAUCAGAACAGCAUUCUGAAUAAAACUCCGCCCACCGCCUCUCUUAGCGCCCCGCCCCCGCUCAUCCCCACGCUCGGCGCGAGGCCAGGCUCGCCCAGACGGACUGCUCCCCUGGCCACCGAUAUCAGAGACAGACCUCCUCACAAGGACAUUGAGGCACGGUGAGCGCAGCUGAGAGCUCACAGUAAACUCCCACCCAGCACUUAGCUUUGGGCAAGGCAAGACUGUAACAUAGCUGUGAAUAACUUUUGUGGGCGGACACGUGCCCACGCAACGGAUCGAUUUUGUCAGUCAUCGCGGAAACAAACGUCGGAAUUUUCAGACCUUUUAUCCCAGUGUUGCUCCAGCUUGUGCGUGUGUGUCCAGUUCUUUUAUUGUAUGUUCAAAGGGAGUGAGAGUUUGGAAUGUACAGGUACUUCAGCACUGACAGACAGCAAAGUGUGUAGAUAAAUAUGUACAGUCACUGCGCUCGCUUUGUAUGGAUCAUGGUACAAAUAUGCAAAGGGGGAUUUGAAAGCUUUACUUUGGACAAAUGUACAUAAAAAAAAUUAAAAAAAAGUAUUUAGGCAGUGAAUCAGAAUGUGCUUUUUGCUCCAUUAUUUUUUUUUUUUAAUUAUUAUUUAUUUUUUUUCUCUUUCUAAUUGGCGCCGCUGAUAAGCGUUGUACCAGAGACCCGUGUUCUACUAUGCAACAAGUCUGGCCUCCCUCCGUCACCACUACUCUUCAACAAUAGAGAACAAAAACGCUGUAUUCUCUCCACAACUUCACAAACGUCAAGCUCAACGUAGACAGACAACACGCUUUAAAUUAGCCGCAACUGAUGUUUGUUUUGAGAAUCACUUGGGGCAAAGCCGAGAGACAAUAUUUGCAGUCGACGAACUUUCUGUAUGGAAGAAGCGGCAGUGCAAAUGUGAAGACCACCUUUAAUCCGCUCGACUGCCUUCGCUUUCGUUGUGGGGAGAAUGCAUCAUUGUAAACACAAAGGCGGCAAAAUUUGCUCCAUAGAAGGCGUGUAAAGUACAUGUUUUGGAAGUAGAUUCCGUUGUAUUCAAAGUGCUUUCAUGACUUGUGGUACCUACAAAAUCAAAAGACAAAAAAGCCAACUAUGGACAUUUUAUUUGUAACAAGCAGAGAUCUAUUUUAGUAGUCCACCGAAGGUUUAGUUGUGCGCUUCAAAUUCGGUGAACAUUUCGUGCAGUGUUAUUUUACUUCGACAUAAGUUAGUAGCUACGUAUUGCAAAAGAUUGUUAAAUGAGAUUAUUAUUAUUUUUUUGUUUUUUUUGCUGUUAACAUGUACAGGUGGGGAAAAAAAGUCUUUGUAGAUCAUGUACAAAAUUGUCAAAAACAUUAAGCGACUGAAUCUUCAGCAUGCUCCUCAUUUAAACGUGUUAUGUAAAUUGUGCCAUGUUAUUAAAAAAUGUGUACUGAAUGUG